Colletotrichum costaricense is the source of this 300-nucleotide messenger RNA. RefSeq lists its product as uncharacterized. The transcript is spliced from 2 exons. The record is from RefSeq and is a predicted model, not a curated record. Lineage: Eukaryota; Fungi; Ascomycota; Sordariomycetes; Glomerellales; Glomerellaceae. Bases 1 to 300 code for a protein of 99 amino acids.
AUGGGCACCGAACUUACGUACUCAUCAAUCUGUAUCCAGUCAGGGCUGAUCCCAAAAGCCAUUGAGGCCGGCAAACACUGUACUAAUAUUCUGAGUGAAGUUGGGCAUUUUCUUCAGGCUCGCAUCAAAGCCAUUGUUGUAUCAUUGAAUACCACUGGCCGCAAUCUCUUACCCCGAGGUUUGGCAGAGAUCCAACAGCGCUUUCGUACUGUACGUCACCCUAGCCAUCAUAUCUCACUGAGACUAAGCUCAUCGAAGUUGACUCUCGGCAUCGGAUCAUCUGCCAAUGGAGUAAGAUGA